Molecule: messenger RNA, 162 nt
Organism: Candidula unifasciata
Lineage: Eukaryota; Metazoa; Mollusca; Gastropoda; Stylommatophora; Geomitridae
Source: the annotation of a GenBank genome assembly
AUGGUUGGUCUCCGGACACACAAGCAUCGGUUGGUCCGGGUGAAAUAUCUGAGGAAUCAGGGCCAGCAAAACGCUUUGAAGGCCAUACGCAUGUUCUGGUACAAACCUGAAGGUGCCAGAACGUCAUUUUAUCAAGAUGAAAGGGAUCUCUCCAUGGUCUAG